CUGUCCAAACAUGGCUCAGCACCAAAUACUAUUAGUGAUUUUACUGUUCAUCACAGGUCGAAUUGGCUCUGUCUCAACCAACGGCCCAUAUGAGUGCAAGACCUUUGCUAGUGGCGUCAUACAGACUUUUAACAACACCAUGUUUCACGUGAAUUCCACAUGUCCUAUAAAACUGACAAGCUUCUCCCAUGCUGGAGUCGACUGUGAUAUCUCUGCACAGCGUGAUUCAAGUGGCUUCAUAAAGCGAGUUGAGAUUUCGAUCAAUAAAAUUGUUACAACAAUUCAGGAUGGCAUGCUCAAUGUGGAAGGAAAAAGUGUCUCUCUUCCAUAUGAUCAUACCUAUCAGCAUGUGUACACAUUUGGCAUUUACAAAAAGCUUAAAAGCAAAGUUUUGCCUCUUUUCGUCACAUGGUACAGCGAAGAGGCUAAGGGUGUCACUUCACUUUCAACUUGUAACGAUGUUAAAUCUCAUGUCACGGAGUGCCUGGGACAUCGGAUAGACGAUUUUAUCAGGCUCUGCAACCCAAACACAUACAAUGUACCUGAGGAAGUGAAGUGCUCAUUCUAUGAGGAGUUUCUGCGCCCCUGCAUUAACUCAACACUGACACCACGAUCAAGACUGCGAACAAUAACUUCAUGCAAAGCACCUUCCUGUCCUGGGGAUUGGAUAUUUCAUGAAGACGGUGAUGCUUAUCCUCCCACCUGCUCCAACCCCGAACAUCAAACCAAUGACCAGAUCAGCACUUGCCUUCCUCCAGAUGGUUCUGUCCUGAACGAUCGAGCUGAAGGCCACCAGAGUGUUAAGGUGGAGGAUUGUCCCUGUGUGCAUGGUAGAAAAACUUAUAACCCAGGGCACAGACUUGGCUUAAAGUGCCAAACUUGUGAUUGCAUCAAAGGAAAAUGGAAUUGUUCAGCUAAUACCUGUCAACCUCCAUGCAUCAUUGAAGGCUGGUUUGUCACUACCUUUGAUGGUAAACAAUAUUCCUUGCCCGGAACAUGUACCUAUAUGGCUGCAAAUGGAUCAAACUGGAAUGUGAUUAUCAAGUUUUCUAAUGUGAAAAUAGAUACAAUCGAGUUUCGUUUGGAUGAGUCAGAACAUGCCACAGUCUACUGGCAGUCUUCGAUGUUUGUCAUGGUCCACACAAGUUUUGAAAUGAAGAUGCAGGUCCAAGUUUCUCCUCAAGUUCAAAUCUACUUGUAUCUACCACAAAAUGAAACAACCAAAGGCCUUUGUGGAUCAUACAACCACAACACAGAAGAUGACUUCACUACAAGCAGUGGUAUUGUGGAAAACUCACCUCAGCCUUUUGCUCUAUCCUGGGCGGUGGGGACCUGCACGCCAAAUAAUCCCUUUGUUUGUGUCAACACUGACAAUGAGAGAUAUGCCAUAGAUAAGUGCAGCCAUCUGAAAAACAUGAGUGGCGUGUUUGCCCUGUGCCAUGACUAUGUGCCUGUUACCUCUUAUUUUGAUGCCUGUGUUAGGAGAACCUGCCAGUCAGCUACUGACUUAUGGGACCAUGCAUGUGUUGGCCUGGGAAACUACGCUAAAGCCUGCGCUAGCCAGGGCAUCGAUAUUGGUGACUGGAGAGCAGAAACAGAUUGCUCACGUGCAAAGGAGGACAAUGGAACUGUCAAGGUGAUCCAUGUCCAGGCACAUGUGAAGUCUUUGGCAAUGGACAAUACAAGACCUUUGAUUCCAAAAGGUAUCGUUUUGAUGGCCACUGUCAGUACACUCUGGUUGAGAUACUUUGAUGGCAAAGAUUUCAGAGAAGAGCUGCUGGCAUUGCGUCCGCUGGAGGACAACACCACUGCUGACAUCAUCUUGAGAAAACUGGAGGAUUUUUUUAAAAGCCAUGGAUUGCCCCUGGAUAAAAUCAACCUGACAUUGACAGAUGGUGCACCUGCCAUGAUUGGAAAAAACAAGGGUCUGGUGAGCAGGACAAAGACUGUCGCUCCUAAAACUAACGCACUCCACUGUAUCAUCCAUCAGAGCGUGCUGUGCGCAAAGCUAAGUGGGGAGCUCAAAGAGGUGAUGGAGAAACGAUGA
This is a messenger RNA of Clarias gariepinus (North African catfish), 2047 nucleotides long. RefSeq names its product mucin-6-like. The coding region runs from base 11 to 2047 and encodes 678 amino acids. The transcript has 15 exons. The record is from RefSeq and is a predicted model, not a curated record. Lineage: Eukaryota; Metazoa; Chordata; Actinopteri; Siluriformes; Clariidae. Gene Ontology annotation, cellular component: extracellular matrix.